AUGAACUCCAAGCUAUAUACACUUUACGGAUUCGCGAUAUUCUUCAUGAUAUUCUGGUCGGUUAUGUGGGUAAUACACCUGCUGGCGUUAAUCGCCGGCCACUGGAAGCUGCACCGGAAGACGAACCAGGCGCCGAGCUACGAGACACCGUUGCCGGGGGUGUCGGUGAUCAAGCCCCUCAUGGGGGUCGACCCGAACCUCUUCGGCAACCUCGAGACCUUCUUCACCAUGGAGUACCCGCGGUACGAGCUCCUGUUCUGCGUCGAGGACGAGUCCGAUCCCGCGCUGAUGCUGGUGCGCAAGCUCGUCGAGAAGUACCCGGAGGUCGAGGCGACGCUCUUCAUCGGCGGCUCCAAGGUGGGGGUGAAUCCGAAGAUCAACAACAUGCAGCCGGCGUACGAGGCCGCCAAGUACGAGCUGGUGCUCAUCAGCGACAGCGGCAUACGCAUGAAGGAGGACACGCUGCUGGACAUGGUCCAGCAUAUGACCGACCGGGUCGCUCUGGUCCACCAGAUGCCGUUCACCUACGACCGCGAGGGCUUCGCCGCCGCGUACGAGAAGAUCUUCUUCGGCACGGUGCUCUCGCGGAUGUACCUCUCCGCGGACAUGCUCAGGGUCAACUGCCACACCGGCAUGUCCGCACUCCUGAGGAAGUCCACGCUGGACGAGGUCGGCGGCCUGCGGGCGUUCGGCAUCUACCUCGCCGAGGACUUCUUCUACGCCAAGUCCUUCACCGACCGCGGCUGGCGCAUCACCAUCUCCUCGCAGCCGGCGCUGCAGAACAGCGGCCACUGCGCGGUCGACUCCUUCCAGGCGCGGCUGCGACGCUGGGCGAAGCUCAGGGUGGCGAUGCUCCCACCCACCAUCGUCCUCGAGCCGCUCAGCGAGUGCCUCGUCCUCGGCGGCUUCGCCUCCUGGGCGGCCAGCGUGCUCUUCGAGUGGGACUCCCUAGUUUUCUAUCUAGUACACAUACUCUUGUGGUUCAUGUUCGACUGGACGCUACUGUGCCUAGUGCAAAACGGCCCGCUGCCUUUCAACAAACUCGAGUUCGUAUGCGGCUGGUUACUCAGCGAGAUCACGAGACCGUAUCUCUUUCUUCAGGCUGUCCUCGAUCCCCUCAUACAGUGGCGCUCGCGUGUUUAUAAGCUCAAAUGGGGCGGCGUCGCCGAGGAAGUCAAGGCAAAAGUCAAAUAUUGAGGAUUGCGCGUGUGUGUGCGCGCACGUGUACGCGUUCCCGCGUACCUGCGUACGUGUCAAACUAGACUGAGAGAAAUAGAGACAGCGUUUCCGUCUUUUUUUUUUUAUCGAUAAGUACGCGUAGGUACGCAAGGUGUUCUAAUCAUCGCAUUUUUCUUUUCGUCCGAGUCUCUCCUCUCUCUCUCUCUUUCUCCCCUUUUUUUAUUUGAUCUCUUGGUGAUUGCGAGUCUUUCAACUUGUAAUUGAAUCAAAGAAAAAGAUACAUUUUGGCGCGGGAUUAUACUGGGAGUAUAAAUUGUUGUUUCACAAAGAAAAUGUAGAAUUUUUACUUUCCACUGAAUUAUAUCAAAAUGUUGAUAUUGAAUAACAAUCAAAUUACCAACGAGUAUUGUUUUUUUUUGUUUUCACUGGACAUCGGUUCUCUGGCGAAGGUUGUGGCACCGAGCUUUAAAAUUCGACAAAACUUUCACGACGUCGGGAUCGGUUUAACACUCGGCGGGGAAUACAACGGAGCCUCCCCUAGUCUAAACUGAAUCCUCCCUUUCUAUUGUGGAACAACCGUCCUGCCGUAAAUUGCAAUUCUUUUGCCGUAACACGCAAUGGCACUCUUAUUUUGCGCACACCGUUAGAAUGAGAGGGAGACCGAGGGGAAAUUCCAGAAUGGAAGGAUCUUGCUGUUUUGCGGAAUUGUAUGAAGCUUGGAACACCUCGUUUGGGAUAUACGGAGAGAAUUGUCUCUUAAAGUUUACCCCGAAGGUCGCGGGACAACGUGGCAUUUCGAAGACUUUUAUGAGAGUGUUUGGAAAUUUUAUCGUA
Molecule: messenger RNA, 2013 nt
Organism: Vollenhovia emeryi
Lineage: Eukaryota; Metazoa; Arthropoda; Insecta; Hymenoptera; Formicidae
Gene: GlcT
Product: ceramide glucosyltransferase
Exons: 1
Coding region: 1-1197 (398 amino acids)
Biological process (GO): glucosylceramide biosynthetic process
Cellular component (GO): membrane
Molecular function (GO): ceramide glucosyltransferase activity
Source: RefSeq, a predicted model, not a curated record